Gossypium arboreum is the source of this 2039-nucleotide messenger RNA. Its product is annotated as protein IQ-DOMAIN 18-like. NCBI's taxonomy places the organism in Eukaryota, Viridiplantae, Streptophyta, Magnoliopsida, Malvales, Malvaceae. Gene Ontology annotation, molecular function: protein binding. The record is from RefSeq and is a predicted model, not a curated record. The transcript has 5 exons. The coding region runs from base 281 to 1840 and encodes 519 amino acids.
GUAUCUUACAGUGUUAUUUGUGACAAAAGUAUCUGACACUUCCCCCCACCCCCCAUCAGUUCUUUUUUUUUUCCUCCCAAUGCCACUAGAAAACACCUACCGCUUAGCAGAUAUAUUGGAGGUCGUACCACCUUGUUAGAUUCUGCAACAAAUGAAUAUCAUCUUCUCUUCUCUCCUUUACUUAAUAUAUUCAUGAUCUGUGAAGGAAUCGAUUGGGACAAAUACCCAUCUUCUUAAUUAUCUAUACCCUUUCAUUUUCUCCUCCUUCUUGGACCUGACCAUGGGAAAGAACUCUGCUACCUCGUGGUUGUCAAUGGUGAAAAAGGCCUUUAGGUCUCCAGGUAAAGAUUAUGAGAAAAAGAGUAGCAGAAGGAGAGAAGAAUGUGGGCAUCAGGAAGAGGAUGAAAAGAAGAGGGAGAAAAGAAGAUGGCUGUUUAGAAGGGGCAGUAGUAAUAUCAAUCAUGUCCAACAGUGUGAAGCAAAGACACCAACACCAACAACAUCGACAAGUACUGCUGCACCACCUGCGAACAAUGCAGCAGAAACAGCAUUGGGUUUUGCAGAACAACGGCACGCAAUUGCCGUUGCAGCUGCUGAAGCUGCUGUGGCAACAGCACAAGCGGCUGUUGAGAUCGUUAGGCUUAGUUCUAGACCUUCCAAUUAUGCCAAUGUUAGAGAACACUAUCACUAUGCUGCUAUUGUCAUUCAAACAGCUUUCAGAGGUUACCUAGCAAGGAGAGCAUUGCGGGCACUGAAAGGGUUAGUGAAGCUUCAAGCAUUAGUGAGAGGACACAAUGUCAGAAGGCAAGCAAAGUUGGCACUAAAAUGCAUGCAAUCUUUGCUUAGAGUACAAGACCGAGUGCUAGAUCAACAACGUGCAAGGCUUUCACAUGAAGGGUACAGAAGAAAGUCUAUGUUUGAUGAAACCAAUGCAUUGUGGGAGACUAGAUAUCUUCAAGAUAUUCGUAGGAGGAAGUCCAUGUCCCGAGACAUGAGCUGUACAACAGAUGAAUGGGACGAUAGACCACAAACUAGUGAAGAGAUCGAAGCAUUGUUGCUAACCAAGAAGGAAGCUGCAUUGAAACGUGAAAAGGCACUUGCUUAUGCUUUCUCUAACCAGAUAUGGAGAUCUAGAAGAAACCCAUCAGCUGAAGAUGAAAAGGAGGUUGAAGAAAGAACAAAAUGGCUUGACCGGUGGAUGGCUACAAAGCAAUGGGAUAACAACAACCGGGUAUCAACUGAUAAAAGAGACUCCAUAAAAACAGUGGAAAUAGAUAGUUACAAGCUACAAUCCUACUCUUCACCAACAAUCAGAAGACCUCAUAGUUUCUUUCUGAACCAAUUCCCACCCACACCUUCCCCUUGCAAGACAAAGCCUUUGCAAGUACGUUCAGCUAGCCCUCGGUGCUUGAAAGAAGAGAAAUGCUACACCUCUGCAGCAAACACACCUAGCUUAGCUUCCACGUAUUGCACCACAAACGGAAUGUCUCGGUAUGUAAAUGGCACUGCCACGACGGUGCCGAAUUAUAUGGCAGCCACAGAGUCUGCGAAGGCUAAGGCAAGAUCGCAGAGUACACCGAGACAAAGACCAUCGACACCAGAGAGGGAACGAGGUGGAUCGUUAGUGAAGAAGAGACUAUCGUAUCCAGCACCUGAAAAUCAUGUUGUUGGCAUUGGGUGUAGUAGCUUUAGCCAGAAUUUGAGAAGCCCUAGUUUCAAGAGUGCAUUUGAGGGUCAUUAUGGGAUGGAGAAAGAAUCACUUUACUCAUCUUAUUAUACUGAAAGUUUUGGGGGUGAAAUUUCUCCAUGUUCUACUACUGAUCUAAGGUGGUUGAGAUGAAGGAGAUUAUUCAUGUAUGGUUUUCAUUCUUAGCACAUUAUUUUUAUCUGAAAAUGCAUCAUUUGGGCUUAGAAAGGUGGUAUGUUUUGUAUGGAAUUUAACAAAAUUUAUGAUCUCAGACUCUGAGAUGAGAUUUGGCCCAAUAGUUGUAUGCCUUUGUUUUCUGUUCCCAACAUCUAAUCAUGAUAAGCCCAAAUGC